Molecule: messenger RNA, 1269 nt
Organism: Arabidopsis arenosa
Lineage: Eukaryota; Viridiplantae; Streptophyta; Magnoliopsida; Brassicales; Brassicaceae
Source: the annotation of a GenBank genome assembly
ACAAAAGGAUCGAUCUUUUGUAUUUUUGAGUUUGUCAUUUGUUUAGUGUUCGAUCUCUGUUUUGAUGCGAUUUCUCUGCUUUUAACGGCGAUUGAUUGAUUUUUUCCGGCAAAGCUGAGUGAGAGAAGAAGAAGAAGAACAAUGGAGUUUACAGAUUUCUCAAAGACGAGUUUUUAUUACCCGUCGUCGCAAAGCGUUUGGGAUCUCGGAGAUUUAGCGGCGGCGGAGAGGAAUUCUUUAGGGUUUAUGGAGUUAUUGGGUUCUCAGCAUCAAGACUUUGCUACUGUUUCUCCUCAUUCCUUCCUUCUCGAACCGCAACUGCAACCAUCGGCGAAGCUGUCUUCAAGUAUCCUUCAAGCUCCACCGUCAGAGCAAUUAGUGACGUCAAAGGUGGAGCCUUUGUGUUCGGAUCAUUUGUUGGCAAACCCACCGGCGACUCCUAACUCGUCAUCGAUUUCGUCUGCUUCAAGCGAGGCUCUAAAUGAAGAGAAACCGAAACGAGAAGGCAACGAAGAAGAUGAACAAGAAGAGAAGAGUCAUACUAAGAAACAGUUAAAACCAAAGAAGAAUAAUCAGAAGAGACAGAGAGAGGCAAGAGUCGCAUUCAUGACAAAGAGUGAGGUUGAUCAUCUCGAAGAUGGUUAUCGCUGGAGAAAAUAUGGUCAAAAAGCUGUCAAAAACAGUCCUUUUCCCAGGAGUUACUACCGUUGCACAACGGCUUCAUGUAACGUGAAGAAGAGAGUGGAGAGAUCAUUCAGAGAUCCAAGCACUGUGGUUACAACCUACGAAGGUCAACACACACACAUUAGUCCACUCACGUCUCGUCCUAUUUCCACUGGAGGUUUCUUCGGAUCAUCAGGAGCUGCUUCGAAUCUCGGUAAUGGUUGCUUUGGGUUUCCUAUUGAUGGCUCUACGUUAAUCUCCCCUCAGUUCCAACAGCUUGUCCAUUACCACCACCAACAACAACAACAAGAACUCAUGUCAUGUUUUGGAGGAGUCGGUGAGUACCUUAAUAGCCACGCAAAUGAGUAUGAUGAUGAUAAUCGUGUGAAGAAGAGUCGAGUUUUGGUUAAAGAUAAUGGACUUCUUCAAGAUGUUGUUCCGUCUCAUAUGUUGAAGGAAGAGUAGUAUAUAGUUUUCUUAUAGUAUUUAAUCUAGUUUUUUUCUUUUCUUGCUGUAUAAUUGUCUAAAAGAAACGGAUCUUUUGUCCUCGUGAAGAUGUUUUCUUGUGGUUCUAAAAUCGUUAGGUAAUGAAUGUAUCAAGCCGCG